UUUAAUUUGAUGUAAAUUCAUUCAUCACUAUAGGUGUUACAAUGCCACCAAAACAAUUGUCUGGUGCUGCGAAAAAAAGGAAGAGAAAGCAAGAUGAAAAGAUUAGGGAAUCGCAAAGAGGCGAUUUGAAUAAGUAUUUUCCAGUUAAAAGUAAUGUUGAUGUCAACAACAAUAAUCUGAGGCCAAUAUCUGAUCCGGGACAAGCUGAUGAGGAUAAUACAGAUGGAGAUAUUGAGGUCCAUGAACAGUCCUUAAAUAAUAAUGAUGAUGAUAAUGUUAAUGCGGACAAUAUGGAGGAAGAAAAUUUGCAGCCUUCAUCUAAUCCUAAUGGUGAUGAUCAAGAUGAUUCUCUUUUAUCUAUGUAUGAUCCAAGAACAUGGGAUAAUCUUGACAACUCCAAACGGGAUAUAUUGAUUGAAAAGGGGCCUAUCAGAGAACCGAAUCUACAAUUCCGUAAGGAUGCCGAUGGUAGACAUUUUUCUUAUGCUUAUUACUCCAGAAAGUUAGCUAACAAUGAGUUUGUUGACCGAAAAUGGUUGGUUUACUCAAAAGAGGUGGACAAAGUUUAUUGUUUUUACUGCAAGUUGUUCAAAUCAAAUCAGACCAAGUACUCUUUGCUAGCAUUUGAUGGUUUGAGUGAUUGGAAGCGUCUUAGUCCGAGACUCAAAGAACAUGAGAGAAGCGUCGAGCAUUUUACAAACAUGAAUACAUGGAAUGAACUAAGGUCGAGAUUGAGCAAAAAUAAAACGAUUGAUGAUGAUAUGCAAUGA
Molecule: messenger RNA, 770 nt
Organism: Lolium perenne
Lineage: Eukaryota; Viridiplantae; Streptophyta; Magnoliopsida; Poales; Poaceae
Source: RefSeq, a predicted model, not a curated record